UAUACCGGAAGUGCUUCUAUUUACGCAAGGAGGUCAAGAUGGCUGCCCGCUGCCUGUAAAAGGGUCGUUCCAGAAGCCAGUUCUAUGUUCCUUCGACAUGUAUAAAUCACCAUGCUGCAGACUGACAGGUUUUCUUGGUUUGAGAGUGAAACAGAAAUUGGUUCAAAUCGCUCCUCGAUGUAACCAAACUGCCCGAAGCCUUAUUUACCUGCACAGAAGAGAUCCUUCAAACUGGCUGACAUAUCAACAUCUUAACUUUCUGAAACGACAGUACGUUACCAAAAACAGCAGCGAGCUUCACCAGCGUGCAAUCCCCAAACAUGACCUGAACAUCGUCGAAGAAAGACAUGCCGCCGUCGAAAGGCAUGUGGAGAGAAUACCGGCUAUUGAUUCAGAGCUUGCAGACGUUGUGCCACUGUCAGAGGAUGUAAACCACGAAACACAACCUAAAAACGCCUCCAUCAAGCCUGCUGCACAGAGUGGGGCACCCCUGGAAGGUUCUGCGUCUCAUCUUGUCACAAGCAAAGAUGAGCCGCCACACGUUCACGUCGAGACGGAAGAGGCGAGGCAAGCCAGAAUGGACCGACAGUGGAAGCCGCUGAGAGUUGAUGUUGCCGAUUUACCGGAUGUCUACGCUAGACUGGCUAAAAUCAAGCUCACAGGAAAUAGAAUUAACACCUUCACCUGGGAUUCGGGGUCUGAGAGCCUGAGACGCAGCUGUGCGUCAGCCAAGCCCGGUCCAGACCCUGUGGACUCGUUCGAGGGCGAACCAAAGAUGGAAAGGAGUUAG
Molecule: messenger RNA, 790 nt
Organism: Cyprinodon variegatus (sheepshead minnow)
Lineage: Eukaryota; Metazoa; Chordata; Actinopteri; Cyprinodontiformes; Cyprinodontidae
Product: protoheme IX farnesyltransferase, mitochondrial-like
Exons: 4
Coding region: 98-790 (230 amino acids)
Source: RefSeq, a predicted model, not a curated record